Molecule: messenger RNA, 855 nt
Organism: Penicillium brevicompactum
Lineage: Eukaryota; Fungi; Ascomycota; Eurotiomycetes; Eurotiales; Aspergillaceae
Product: MBL fold metallo-hydrolase
Exons: 1
Coding region: 1-855 (284 amino acids)
Source: RefSeq, a predicted model, not a curated record
AUGGUCUCGCCUUCCAAGACCAGCCUCACCUUCACCCACAUCACAACGGCUACAGCCAUCCUGAAUAUCGAUGGGGUCAAUUUUCUCACUGAUCCUUACUUCGGUGAUGCUGGCAGCUUUGUUGCCGAUCUCGACUGGUCGCGAGCACGGCUGAAGGAGGAUUUCGGGUUGGAUGAAGUCCCUCCCGCCACCGCGCUCUCCCUUUCCAAGCCCCCGGUCAUGCAGCUUCACGACCUACCUCCCAUCGACGCUGUUCUCCUCAGCCAUGAAGACCACUACGACAACCUCGAUCCUGAGGGAAGGAAGCUUCUUGAUGGACGCCGAGUCUUCACUACCAUGGACGGAGCAAAGAACUUGCAGCCACGCCCGGCUGUUGUCGGCCUGAAACCCUGGGAGAUGGUGACCUCUGUGAUCGGCGGCAAGGAAUUCCGCAUCACAGGAACUCCUUGCAAGCAUUUCCCAAUUGGCGAAGUCACCGGGUUUCUCAUUGAAUGCGACUCGUUUGGCACACACGAAGAAACCGGAAAGCCGAAUGCCAUUUACUUCUCCGGCGACACUGUGUAUAUCGAUGAGCUGAAGAAGAUCAAGGACCGCGUCCACGUCAUGGCUGCUGUUCUCAACUUGGGCAACGCUACUUUCGAAUUUCCCAUCGGACCCAUUCAAAUCACUAUGGAUGGAAAGCAGGCAGUGCAGUUAGUUCAAGACAUCGGCGCUGACUUCAUGGUGCCUAUGCACUUUGAGGAUUGGGAACAUUUCAAGGAGCAUGGCACGGAUCUCGCCAAAAUCUUUGAAGAAGCAGGUAUCAUGCACAAAAUUUGCUGGCCCGCACCGGGAGUUCCCAAGAUUGUAUACUAG